CAAUCGUGAAUCGAGUCAGCUGAUCAACGUCGUCCAUUCUGUUGGAUUGUUGAAGUGUUAAAAUAAAAAUAAUUGUGUCUUGAUUAAUUGUACUCGUAAAAAUAUGUCGAGUAAAGAUAGAUUACCAAUUUUCCCUUCAAGAGGGGCUCAAAUGUUGAUGAAGUCACGUUUGGCUGGAGCAACAAAAGGCCACAGACUUCUUAAGAAAAAAGCUGAUGCAUUGCAAAUGCGUUUUCGUAUGAUCCUUGGAAAGAUCAUCGAGACAAAAACAUUGAUGGGUGAAGUUAUGAAAGAAGCAGCAUUUUCACUUGCUGAAGCAAAAUUUGCAACUGGUGAUUUUAAUCAAGUUGUAUUACAAAAUGUAACAAAAGCACAAAUUAAAAUACGUUCAAAAAAAGAUAAUGUUGCUGGUGUUAAUUUACCAGUAUUUGAAUCAUAUCAAGAUGGUACUGAUACAUAUGAACUUGCUGGUUUAGCAAGAGGUGGUCAACAACUUGCUAAAUUAAAAAAAAAUUAUCAAAAAGGUGUUAAAUUAUUAGUUGUAUUGGCAUCAUUACAAACAAGUUUUGUAACACUUGAUGAAGUUAUUAAAAUAACAAAUCGUCGUGUUAAUGCUAUUGAACAUGUUAUUAUUCCAAGAAUUGAAAAAACAUUGGCAUAUAUUAUUUCGGAAUUGGAUGAAUUAGAGAGAGAAGAAUUUUAUCGUUUAAAAAAAAUUCAAGAUAAAAAAAAGAUUAUAAAAGCUGCUGCUGAACGAAGACGUUUGGAAUUAAUUUCAGCUGGUGCAGUUGAUACUGAUCCAGCUAAUAUGCUUGAUAAUGAAGAUGCUGAUCUUUUAUUUUAAAAAAAUUAACGUGUCUCCAGCAAACAAGACAUGUACAUACAUAUAUAUAUUUUUUUUUUGUUUCCAAUUUAAAUAAUAAUUUUCAACAAGUGUUGUCUAAUUGAAAAAGCAAAUAGUUUUUGUGCUUUCUCAUUUUCUCAACCUCUUGUUAUUAAUAAUAAUUAUAAUAAAAGUAGUUAUUAUUAUUUUAAAAUUAUUUUCAUGAUUGAGAUUCGUGUACAUGCGUUAAUAUUG
Messenger RNA from Aphidius gifuensis, 1078 nucleotides. RefSeq names its product V-type proton ATPase subunit D (gene Vha36-1). Gene Ontology annotation, molecular function: proton-transporting ATPase activity, rotational mechanism. The record is from RefSeq and is a predicted model, not a curated record. The coding region runs from base 104 to 844 and encodes 246 amino acids. Gene Ontology annotation, cellular component: proton-transporting V-type ATPase complex. The transcript is spliced from 3 exons. Lineage: Eukaryota; Metazoa; Arthropoda; Insecta; Hymenoptera; Braconidae.